GUUAACCCCCCUCUUUCAUUUUUUUUAUCUUUAUUUUGCUCACCGAGGCAAGAGUGCCUUAUUUAGAAUACAGCCCCCCCCCCACCCACCACCACCAUCUCUCCUGCUCCCCGCACGACCGCGUGAGGUCCACAGCACCCCUGUUGCCUGCCUCCUGUGCCGAGCCGCAAAAAGUGGGUUUCCUGAGAUUUCAGAAAGAAAGAAGGAGAAGGGAGAGGACACAGCGUGUUUUCUGUGGUAGUUGUGCGUGGGGUCAAUGCAAGGGGAGUGUCCGUGCAGGCCGGUGAGUCGCAGGCGGACAGCCGGUGGUUAUUUUGAAAGCGGUUCCGCGGCGCGCGCCGCGGUUCUGGGAGGGCGGGGCCGGAGGUGGGGGGUGACGUCGCGCUGGUUUUUUUAAAAUCGGUGUUUUUUGGGAAGACCCCCCUCCCCUCCCUUCACCUACCCGACACACUGCAUGAGGAGUCGAGCAGAGUAGCGGAAAACUCGCUUAGCUUAGGUUGCAUUUGGAAACCCUAAUUGAGUUGUUCGGCGAUUAAAUUGACAGGCUCCUUUUUUUUUUUGUCCUGUUGAGCUUCCGUUGAGAAGGAUCAUCAUCGGUCAUUAUCUGAAAAGAGGCAACGUUUUUAGAUAGACGCGUGCAUAGAUUUUUUUUUGCUCUUAAGCUCAUAAGCCACUCGCUCACGCCGGAGUGAGUAAAUCAAGAAAAAAAAGUGAAGUUUUUCUCUUCACGUAAGGAAGACACACUUUUCUCUGACUCGGCUGAAUUUUAUUUAUUUUUAUUUGGGGAAAAAAGGUUGAAAGGGAAGACUCGCUUCAGCUGUCAUUGUCAAGCGUAAUUUUCGUGCACUCUGGAGAGGAUUUAUUGGAUGGAGGUCCUUGCAAAGUUCAUCCUUACGAACUGAGAUACCCAUCACCAUGGAAAAAUAGCCAUGACAGUCUGAAGAAAAUGACUUUUAAUUUAACAUCAUGCAUCCUGGAAUCUGAUUUCAUACAUCUUUGAAGGAUUUGAUCAGGUGUAUGGAAAGGAUCUGGUUUGAUCACUAAGGAUUUCUUUCUUCACGGAGGAAGCACUUUUCUGUCCUAGUUGCAGCUGCAUAUAGUACUGGAGCCAUGGCGAAUAAUUCAGUGGCAUACAGUGGUGUGAAGAACUCAGUGGCUGAAGCCAACUGUGAAGGAGAGUUUGGAUGCACAGUUAAAGAUUUACGAGUUCUUAUGGAACUGCGUGGAGCCGAAGGAUUACAUAAGAUACAGGAUUGUUAUGGAGAUGUUCCAGGACUUUGUGCAAGAUUGAAAACAUCACCAAUUGAAGGUUUAAGUGGCAAUCCUGCAGACAUUGAGAAAAGACAAGCAGUGUUUGGAAAGAACUUUAUACCUCCAAAAAAGCCAAAAACAUUUCUACAAUUAGUAUGGGAAGCAUUGCAAGAUGUAACGCUAAUUAUUCUAGAAGUUGCAGCCAUAGUUUCAUUAGGCCUUUCUUUUUAUAAACCUCCAGGUGGAAACACAGAAGCCUGUGGUACGGCAGCUGGUGGUGUUGAAGAUGAAGGGGAAUCGGAGGCAGGCUGGAUUGAAGGGGCAGCAAUUCUGUUGUCUGUUAUAUGUGUGGUGCUAGUAACAGCUUUUAAUGACUGGAGUAAAGAGAAACAGUUUCGUGGAUUACAAAACCGAAUUGAACAAGAACAAAAGUUUACUGUGGUUAGGGGUGGCCAGGUCAUCCAGAUACCUGUUGCAGAAAUUGUUGUUGGUGACAUUGCACAAGUCAAAUAUGGUGACCUCCUACCUGCCGAUGGUGUGCUGAUUCAAGGAAAUGACCUAAAAAUUGAUGAAAGCUCACUCACUGGGGAGUCUGACCAUGUCAAGAAGAAUAUAGAAAAAGAUCCAUUGCUGUUGUCAGGUACCCAUGUAAUGGAGGGUUCUGGAAAAAUGGUAGUCACUGCUAUAGGGGUGAACUCCCAAACUGGAAUAAUCUUCACUUUACUUGGAGCUGGGGAUGAAGAUGAAAAAGACAAAGAAAAGGAUGAGAAAGAGAAGAAAAAAGACAAAAAAAACAAAAAGCAAGAUGGAUCUACUGAAAAUCGCAACAAAGCUAAAGCUCAGGAUGGUGCUGCUAUGGAAAUGCAGCCUCUUAAGAGUGAGGAUGGUGGGGAUGGUGAUGAUGCUAAGGAAAAAAGAAAAGCAAAUUUGCCAAAGAAAGAGAAAUCUGUUCUUCAAGGGAAGCUCACAAAACUAGCUGUCCAAAUUGGCAAAGCAGGGCUUGUGAUGUCUGCCAUUACUGUCAUUAUCCUUGUGCUGUAUUUUGUCAUUGACACCUUCUGGAUCCAAGGACGUCCGUGGCUUAAAGAGUGCACACCAAUUUACAUCCAAUAUUUUGUCAAGUUCUUCAUCAUUGGUGUCACAGUAUUGGUUGUUGCAGUACCUGAGGGUCUUCCUCUUGCUGUUACUAUUUCUCUGGCUUACUCUGUCAAAAAAAUGAUGAAUGAUAAUAAUUUGGUAAGGCAUCUGGAUGCCUGUGAAACCAUGGGUAAUGCUACAGCUAUCUGUUCUGAUAAAACUGGAACUCUGACCAUGAACCGAAUGACUGUUGUUCAAGUAUACAUUGCAGAUAAGCAUUACAGAAAGAUCCCUGAACCAGAAGCUAUCCCCGAGAACACUUUGGACCUCCUUAUUACAGGGAUUGGAGUUAACUGUGCUUACACUACUAAAAUCCUGCCUCCUGAGAAAGAAGGUGGCCUGCCACGCCAUGUAGGGAACAAAACUGAAUGUGCCUUGCUGUGCUUUGCUUCAGAUUUAAAAAGAGACUACCAGGCAGUACGGAAUGAAAUCCCAGAAGAAAAGCUCUACAAAGUCUAUACUUUUAACUCGGUCAGAAAAUCCAUGAGCACAGUCCUUAAGAAUGUAGAUGGAAGUUACCGCAUGUUUAGCAAAGGAGCAUCAGAGAUUCUACUGAAGAAGUGUUUUAAAAUUCUCAAUGGGAAUGGUGAAGCCAAAGUUUUCAGACCCAGGGAUCGGGAUGAUAUGGUGAAGAAAGUUAUUGAGCCCAUGGCUUCAGAAGGACUAAGAACUAUUUGCGUGGCAUACAGAGACUUCCCAGCUGGAGAACCAGAGCCUGACUGGGAUAAUGAGAAUGACAUAUUAACAAGUUUGACCUGUAUCUGUGUGGUAGGAAUUGAGGACCCAGUAAGACCAGAGGUUCCGGAUGCUAUCAAAAGGUGUCAACAAGCCGGGAUCACAGUUCGUAUGGUUACUGGGGACAAUAUAAACACAGCUCGUGCAAUUGCCACAAAAUGUGGAAUUUUACAUCCUGGGGAUGAAUUCUUAUGCUUGGAAGGUAAAGAGUUCAACAGGCGAAUACGGAAUGAAAAAGGAGAGAUUGAACAAGAACGCAUUGAUAAGAUAUGGCCUAAACUUCGGGUACUAGCAAGAUCAUCUCCGACUGAUAAGCAUACGUUAGUGAAAGGUAUCAUUGACAGCACAGUAGUAGAACAAAGGCAGGUUGUGGCAGUAACAGGGGAUGGUACAAAUGAUGGCCCUGCCUUGAAGAAAGCAGAUGUUGGAUUUGCGAUGGGCAUUGCUGGUACAGAUGUAGCAAAAGAAGCUUCUGAUAUCAUCCUUACGGAUGACAACUUUAGCAGCAUUGUCAGAGCUGUGAUGUGGGGAAGAAACGUAUAUGACAGCAUCUCCAAGUUUCUCCAGUUCCAGCUUACUGUCAAUGUUGUGGCUGUAAUUGUUGCUUUCACUGGUGCCUGUAUUACACAGGAUUCUCCCCUAAAAGCUGUACAGAUGUUAUGGGUCAAUCUGAUCAUGGACACAUUUGCGUCUUUGGCUUUGGCAACUGAGCCACCCACUGAAUCACUUCUGCUGAGAAAACCUUAUGGCAGAAACAAGCCUCUAAUCUCUAGGACGAUGAUGAAGAACAUUCUCGGGCAUGGAGUAUAUCAGUUGACUGUAAUUUUUACGCUGCUUUUUGCUGGUGAGAAAAUCUUUGACAUUGACAGUGGAAGAAAUGCACCACUCCAUGCCCCCCCAUCAGAGCACUACACUAUUGUCUUCAACACAUUUGUCAUGAUGCAGCUAUUCAAUGAAAUCAAUGCUCGUAAGAUCCAUGGUGAGAGAAAUGUCUUCGAUGGGAUCUUCAACAACCUCAUCUUCUGUAGCAUUGUGUUUGGGACAUUUAUUAUACAAAUAAUUAUCGUCCAGUUUGGAGGAAAACCAUUUAGCUGUACAGGUCUCACUAUUGAUCAGUGGCUUUGGUGUAUCUUCCUGGGAGUUGGUGCUCUUCUUUGGGGCCAGUUGAUUGCUACCAUUCCUACAAGCCGUUUGAAAUUCCUUAAAGAAGCAGGCCAUGGCACUCAGAAGGAAGAAAUCCCAGAUGAGGAGCUUGAAGAGGACAUGGAGGAGAUUGAUCAUGCUGAGAGAGAGUUGCGCCGAGGACAGAUACUUUGGUUCAGAGGUCUCAACCGAAUUCAGACUCAGAUGGAUGUAGUGAAUGCUUUCCAGAGUGGAAGUUCCUUUCAGGGGGCUCUAAGGCGGCAACCCUCCAUCGCCAGCCAACAUCAUGAUAUCCGAGUAGUGAAUGCAUUCCGCAGUUCCCUAUAUGAGGGAUUGGAGAAACCAGAAUCCAGGAGCUCCAUCCACAACUUCAUGACCCAUCCUGAAUUCCGGAUAGAAGAUUCUGAGCCCCACAUCCCUCUCAUUGAUGACACAGAUGCUGAGGAUGAUGCACCUACUAAGCGCAACUCCUCAUCACCCCGCAAUUCUUCUCCCCCACCUUCACCAAAUAAAAACAAUAACGCUGUUGACAGUGGUAUCCACCUCGCCCUCGACACAAGCAAAUCGGCUACCUCUUCUUCCCCAGGAAGCCCGCUUCACAGUCUGGAAACAUCACUCUGAUUGGAGCGCAGAACACAGCAACUGCUUUUUUUUACAUAAUUGAACAUUUUUCAGGGGAAAGAAAUGUUUUGAGGAGGGUGGCUCGAUAAUAUCCUCUGUAUUCAUAGCUUGUGUUGGACUGAAGAAGAAGAAAACAUUCAGAAGAAUGUGGGUUUGGUUUUGAUGUAUUUUUUUGUUCUUUGUGUCCCUUCAAAAAACAAAGGUGGCUCUUAAUUUCUGCUUCUUCCUCCCCAAUAAAUCUUUCGUGGUGGAAGGGGGAUGUUUAAACUCAGAUUAAAGGUGACUUCUUGAGAGGUAUGGGGAUUGUCCUCUACUGAAGAAACAGCUGUAAAGGUAGAACUGAGAUUACCAAUGCUUUUGUUACUCUUAAUCUGAAUGGUGUUAUUUUUUGGCCCUUUGCUCAUUUAAAUAUAAUUUCUGCCAUUGGCUGUUAAUAUUUUGAAUUAUUUAUGUUCUUGAAGAAAGCAGAUCUGUUUACAAGGUUUGUAGAUACUUUUUUCUGUUGUAGGUGAAAAGCUUCCUGACACGUCAUGCAAUGAUAUAAAAUAAAAUGGAAUGAAAGUAAACUUUCAGAUACUGCUGUAUUUUCAGGAAUAAGGGUGUUUCUAUUGAAACUGUACUAUUUUUGCCUGCAAGUUGUAUUUGUUAAAUAUUUGUAGAUAAAUAGCUAAUACUUAUAGCCAAACAGAUAACACUAAGGCUUGUAUAGCAAUGAGCAGAGGUGUUUGUAGUAGGUUUGGGGAGGGAGGCAGGGGAGGGGAACAGUGGCCUCUGUCUAGUUACAUUUCUAUAAAUAUUUACUACUUUAAUUGCUUUAAAACUUUUUCAAAGUUAAGUUUCCCAUGUUCCUGGGGAACUGUUUAUUGAGUAAUGUUUUGAAUUGAGGGUGGGAGGGUGGGGCUCAGGGGUUGAUUCUUUAAAAAAAAUUUAUGCAGUGAUGUAAAUAUCGGGUUUUCACUGUCCAGAUCUCCAAAACCAAGGGUAUAAUCACUAUAGUAGUCGAGACAAUUACUGGCCAUGAGAAAGAAAACUGGGAGACAAUCCUUUAUUUGAAAACACCUACAUUCAUAACAUCAGUAAUCUACCCCUCACUCAGUCCCUGCCAAUGUACAAUAAUACUUUUUAAAACAACUCAGGCGUAGAAUCAAAUUUAAAGGUAAAUAUCCAAAUGAUAAGCAUAUUAACCUUACUCUUUUUGUUUUGUUUAGGUAGUGUAUUGUCUUGGUCAAAAGUGGGUGAUUUUUUUCCUCCUAGUAAAUAUUUAAUACUUCCCAUUGAGAUUUUUAAGGUUAUUGAACUUUUGAAGACAUCAAAUAUCUGUUAGCAUUUUCUUUCUUCAUCUUAAUACUAAUUGCUUAAGAUUCCCCUAAAAGUUCUAAAAUGUUGCUGCAUUUUCAUGUUUUGUAGAUAUUUUGGCACCUGAUAUACUGGAAACACUAAAGUUUUGAUGGAUUUAAAGAACGAUUAAAGAUAUACACUGGUAUUGCUGCACAAGGUACUUUAUUUCAUAACACCUCCCAUUUAGAAAAUUUGAUACAGAUGACCGUGUAAAAUGUACCUUUGUAUUUUUUAUGAAAAAUGCAGAAGUAAACUUUUUGACCUACAGAACCAUAGUUUGGGUUUUUGAAAUGAGUCAGUUGCAGGGUUGGACUGGGUGUCAGCGGGGAGGGUGGGGUGUGAUGGUUCUGAUAGGAGUAUCUUUCUCAGGGUGGCAAAUAGUAUGUUUUAGAAGUAGGUAUUUAUAAAAGCCUACAGUCAAAAUACUAACAUUUUUUUAUGUUGUGAAAUAUAGCUUGUUAACCAUGUGGGUUGUUUUAUUUUCUUGUGUUGCAGCAGGGUUCAAAUGCAGAUUUUUUCCCCUCCUCCUGGACACCUUGCAAACCAAAUGUUAGUAUUGCGAGGGAAGGAGGGAGGGGAGAGGGGAUGUAAUGCAAUUCUUCACUCAGCUCAUUUGCGAAUUUAUUUUGGAUUGACUUUUUUCCUUCGUUUUACAAAAAUAAGAAAUAGCUUGAGAUUGAAAAAACAAAAAAUGGAAAAAGAUCCAUAAAAUGUUUAUUCUGCAGCUUCUUCCUAUUACGGGAAUGAAUGUUUAUCCAUCUGUUUUAUGGAUUAUUAUUUUUUUUUAUCUUAACAUUUGGAAAUAAAAGUACUUAAUGUCUGUUUAUCUUCAGCAAUGUUAAUGGUUAUUGUGAUUCGAUUUACAUUUGAAACUUGUCGAGUAAUGUGUAUGGUUUUUAAAAAUAAAUGAAUAUUUAGCCUA
Messenger RNA from Lepisosteus oculatus (spotted gar), 7147 nucleotides. Lineage: Eukaryota; Metazoa; Chordata; Actinopteri; Semionotiformes; Lepisosteidae. The record is from RefSeq and is a predicted model, not a curated record.